Messenger RNA from Salvia hispanica, 1737 nucleotides. It is a transcript of the gene SETH2, whose product is annotated as UDP-Glycosyltransferase superfamily protein. Gene Ontology annotation, molecular function: phosphatidylinositol N-acetylglucosaminyltransferase activity. Gene Ontology annotation, biological process: GPI anchor biosynthetic process. Lineage: Eukaryota; Viridiplantae; Streptophyta; Magnoliopsida; Lamiales; Lamiaceae. The record is from RefSeq and is a predicted model, not a curated record. Gene Ontology annotation, cellular component: glycosylphosphatidylinositol-N-acetylglucosaminyltransferase (GPI-GnT) complex.
AAGUAAGAAAAAGAAUUGAAUCAAAUGAAUCAACAUCUCUCUAUGUAAUCUCCACCGCCACGGCGCCACCCCGCUCUCUCUCCGUUCAGCUGCACGCCGCCGCCCCGAACUUGCCGGCGAAGUCGCCGGAAGUCCACGCAUCUUACCCCAAUUCCCAAUUUCCAUUAGUUUUUCUCCAUUUCAGAAAUUGAAUUUCAAAACCACAUCAACUCAACAUCCAAAAUACUGCAAUUCGAGGCUAUGAGACCUGAAGAUAAAAUGAGCCACCAAGGAAAACAUAGAAUCUUAAUGGUAUCUGACUUUUUCUACCCCAACUUCGGUGGAGUAGAGAAUCACAUUUAUUAUCUAUCUCAGUGUUUGAUGAAACUCGGCCACAAGGUGAUAGUUAUGACCCAUGCUUAUGGAAAUCGUUCUGGAGUGCGAUACAUGACUGGUGGUUUGAAAGUUUAUUACGUCCCGUGGAAGCCAUUUCUAAUGCAGAAUACAUUGCCUACAUUUUAUGGAACACUUCCAAUCAUAAGAACAAUACUGAUUCGAGAGAGAAUAACAUUAGUGCAUGGACACCAAGCCUUUUCAACUCUGUGUCAUGAAGCUCUGAUGCAUGCACGCACAAUGGGAUACAAAGUUGUAUUUACUGAUCAUUCCCUUUAUGGCUUUGCCGAUGUGGGAAGUAUUCACAUGAACAAGGUUUUACAAUUUACUCUAGCCGAUGUCAGCCAGGCUAUAUGUGUAUCACAUACGAGUAAGGAAAAUACAGUGUUGAGGUCUGGACUGCCACCUGAAAGGGUUUUUGUUAUUCCAAAUGCUGUGGAUACGGCAAUGUUCAAGCCUGCUCCAGUGCGACUCAGCAAUCAUGAAAUUGUUAUAGUUGUGAUAAGUCGGUUGGUCUACCGAAAAGGGGCUGAUCUACUUGUUGAAGUCAUCCCUGAAGUUUGUCGUUUGCAUCAAAAUGUAAGGUUCAUAAUCGGUGGCGAUGGACCUAAAAGAGUGCGGCUGGAAGAGAUGAGGGAAAAGCACUCUCUUCAAGAUCGGGUUGAUAUGUUGGGUGCUGUCCCACAUGCUAAAGUACAGUCUGUUUUGGUUACAGGACAUAUCUUCUUAAAUAGUUCCUUAACAGAAGCGUUCUGUAUAGCGAUAUUGGAAGCAGCUAGUUGUGGAUUGCUGACUGUCAGUACACGAGUCGGUGGUGUCCCAGAGGUUCUUCCAGAUGACAUUAUUGUUCUUGCGGAGCCAGAUCCAAAUGACAUGGUAAUGGCAAUCACAAAAGCUAUAGAUUUGCUUCCCCAGAUUGAUCCAGAAGAAAUGCACAACCGUAUUAAAAAACUAUACAGUUGGCAUGAUGUUGCUAAAAGGACGGAGAUUGUGUACGAUCGUGCUCUCAAAUGUUCCAAUCAGUCCCUCAUAGAUCGUCUACCCAGGUACCUAUCUUGUGGUACAUGGGCAGGAAAGCUCUUCUGCAUGGUCAUGAUAAUCGAUUUUCUGUUAUGGCGACUGCUCCAGCUGUGGCAGGCUGACAGGAACGUUGAGGUUGUGCCCGACAUUAAUCUCACAAGUCCUCGCGGUGGAGAAGAAAAGUGGAAUUUGGGUGCAGAUGAGAAGGAGAUAUGAGCAGUAGUUAUGGGUACGAUUGCAAUAUAAGUUGAGCAUUGUGGAGUUUUAGUGGAACUAGGCUACGUAUAAAAGAAGAUCAAAAUUUUGUUCAGCCUUUUUUUUAAAGAAAAAUUUGUUAUUAUUACA